AUGUGGUCGACGGCGACAUAUCGCGAGGACGGAAGAGGCUCGUCUACCAUAGCUUGUCAUUCCUGUCGUAGACGCAAAGUGAAAUGUGACCGACAGCUACCGCGUUGCAAAGUGUGUGCACAAACCGACCAGACAUGCAAAUAUCCCCUUCGUUCUAUGAAGCCCGGUCCAAGAAUCGGGUCAAUACAACGGUCAAGGAAGCGCACACAAGCCCGCGCAGCUCGGAAAGAGGAUGAGCAACAAAAUCCAUCGGUUGGCUCCCCACAUGACCAAUGGGUUGGUUUCAAAGCGUCGACAGAGCGUGUGGCCGGAUAUGGCGAGUGCAACCGUGUUCGAAGCCAGAGUUCCAGAAAAGCCCAAGCCCCAUGCGACCAUGGCAAGGAACCCAGCCAAGCCGACCGAGACUGCGAGUGGAAGCCCUCACACUUCAACAUGCACGACCUGUCUUUUGUCCUCCACCCGUCUCACGAAGUUUCAACACCUGAGAAGGAACAGGAGCACCCCCAGAAUGGCGAGAUGGACCAACGUCGGCACACGCUCCUUCAACGGGCCAGCCAAGAUCUUCAGCUAUCCCAGCCCAUGCUGGAUCUCCUCAUUCGCAGCUAUUUUGACAACAUGGUGGCCAUCAAUAUCUUUCAUGAGCCGACGUUUAGUGCAAAACUUGGCAACAUGACAUCAGUGGCACAGAUUUGUGCCCUUCUCUCUGCCGUGAUAGGGUACUCCGCUCGCUUCUACAUAUCCGAGUUGCAACUGAACAAGGACACUGGAGCGGAGCGCACUGGUGACGAGGAGCUCCCCGGGCCCGAUCACUUUCUCGGCCUCGCCUUUCGGUUCAUCGACGAAGCGCUGGACGAAUGUGGCGAUGACCAGCCCCCCUUGUGCAUCCUCCAAGCUCUCAUCGUGGCGACACACUGCCAGCUGACCCGUGGCGUUCACGGAAGGGCAUGGAGAUCUCUUGGCCUUUGCGUGAGGCUGGCGUACGAGCUUAAUCUUCACCUGGUGGACGCGUUAGAGACCGAUCGAGCGGGACCCGAGGAUCCGAUCCAAUGGCGCGACAACGAGGAGAAGCGGAGGGCGUGGUGGGCGAUAUGGGAGAUGGAUGUCUUUGCCAGCACAAUCCGCCGAACGCCGACAGCUAUGGACUGGACGCAGAUGGAGAUUCUGCUGCCCGUCGACGACUCCGACUGGUUUCAGGACCGACCGGCCCCGAGCAGCUUCCUCGAGUCGGAUCCCAGCCAACGAUGGAAAUCCACCCAGGAAGCAGGCAACCAGUCGCCCAAGGCUUGGUUUCUCAUCAUCAACUCCAUAAUGAAGGACGCGCAGCUCAUCACCAGUCCCCACGGCGUGCGCUGGCAGUCGCAGCAGCCCCAGCGCGACGGAUCAGACCGUCACAUCAAUGGCCGUCGGCGCUCAGUCGAUGAAGCGCGUCAAAAACUCGAGAUCCUGGCGAACUCGAUCCAAUGCUUCGCCAUGGCUCUUCCACACCACUUGCGCUACCGUAGCCAGUACCUUGGCUUUGAUCCUCCGGCCGUCGGGGGCUCCGACUCCAACCAACAGCUCCACUGCGGAAUCUACAACAUCUUUGUCAUGACGCAGCUCACGCGUCUCAUGAUUCACCGUUACGAGCUCUUUGCCGACAACGUCUCCUUCCGACAAACCAGCCGUACCGGGCUUCCGCCGGCUUCAGAAGAGACCAUAGGCCAGCUUACUUUACACCUGAAGGACACAAACAAUGCCUCGGCACGACAGUACUUUGAGGCGGCAGACAACAUAUUCAUGAUUGUAAACCGCAGCUCCGAAGAUCACAUCAAGCACAUGAAUCCUUUCCUACUCAGCACAAUCUGGCUGGCCUCGGCGGUCCUGCUGGUCCGUCAGCACUAUGGCCCUCCUAGCAAACUCCCCGACUUGGUCAAAUCACGCUUCGACGUCUUGUAUCUGACGUACAAGCGCUGCAUUGAUUUCUGGAAUAGCAAGACUGCCAUGGGCCAGAACCUUGAGAUGCUCGAGAGAAGCAUCGAAGAA
Messenger RNA from Ilyonectria robusta, 2022 nucleotides. Its product is annotated as fungal-specific transcription factor domain-containing protein. Gene Ontology annotation, molecular function: DNA binding; zinc ion binding; DNA-binding transcription factor activity, RNA polymerase II-specific. The record is from RefSeq and is a predicted model, not a curated record. The transcript is spliced from 5 exons. The annotation marks the transcript as partial. Gene Ontology annotation, cellular component: nucleus. Lineage: Eukaryota; Fungi; Ascomycota; Sordariomycetes; Hypocreales; Nectriaceae. Gene Ontology annotation, biological process: DNA-templated transcription; regulation of DNA-templated transcription.